AAACACUUGCCAUCUUCUUCAUAAACCCUACUCCUGUCUUCUAAACUCGCGCGGCCUCACUCACCAUCAAAAUUUGGCGCCAAGUUAUUUCUGAGACGACGUCGUUAUUUGCAACCACCACGACGGCACCGUCACAAAUCAAAAUUUGGGAGGAACCCAUGAAAGGAGGAAGGAAGAAUUUGAAGAGGGCUGCUGAAGAUCAAAUUUUGACACUUCAAGAUGGUCAAAGCAUUAUGCAAGUUGUGUCUCUCAGAGGUUCUAAUCUAAUUGAGGUAGUGGACGCACAAGGUGAAAAAUCACUUGCUCUGUUUCCAGCAAAGUUUCAAAAGAGCAUGUGGAUAAAACGAGGGAGUUUUGUUGUGGUGGAUGAAAGUGGAAAGGAAAAGGCUCUCAAAGAUGGUAGCAAAGUGGCAUGUAUUGUUUCUCAGGUUCUUUUCUAUGAACAAGUUCGAGCGCUUCAAAAAACUUCAGAAUGGCCGGAAAUUUUCAGAUCGACAAAUUCAGAUGAUCCUAACGGAAGUUCAGAAAGAUACGCCUCCUGUAAUGAAGAAAAUAAUCGGUCUGAUUUGGGUGAUAAUAAUGAUGCCGAUGAUGAAGAUGACGAUGACGAUGACGGACUCCCCCCAUUAGAGGCCAACACCAACAGAAUCAAGCCAUUGGAGUUGCAAACAGAUUCAGAUUCAGAAUCGGAAUCAGAAUCAGAAUCAGAUAUAGUUUCUUAAGUUAUCAAUUUUGAUGAUGUAAGUUUUUGUACCACAAAAAUUCAAAGAUUUUAAAUGAAGCACAACCCUUCAAGCAGUCAAGGGUUGUUAUAAUGUAAAGAUUGCAGCAUCAUAUUACUGGUGCAAUUUUUUUAUCAAAUCAUCCUCAAAUUAAUCUUCAAUUGUAAAUUAUGCUUCAAGUUCUAAAAUACAUGCUU
Messenger RNA from Pistacia vera, 919 nucleotides. Its product is annotated as probable RNA-binding protein EIF1AD. Gene Ontology annotation, molecular function: translation initiation factor activity; RNA binding. The transcript is spliced from 5 exons. The record is from RefSeq and is a predicted model, not a curated record. Gene Ontology annotation, biological process: translational initiation. Bases 159 to 722 code for a protein of 187 amino acids. Gene Ontology annotation, cellular component: nucleus. Lineage: Eukaryota; Viridiplantae; Streptophyta; Magnoliopsida; Sapindales; Anacardiaceae.